Molecule: messenger RNA, 2814 nt
Organism: Guillardia theta CCMP2712
Lineage: Eukaryota; Cryptophyceae; Pyrenomonadales; Geminigeraceae
Exons: 4
Coding region: 1-2814 (937 amino acids)
Molecular function (GO): protein binding
Source: RefSeq, a predicted model, not a curated record
AUGCUGAGAUUGGAAGAGCGUGUAGACCAUGAGGGCGUCCGAGGACCAUCGCCCUUCCUCGGCAUGCAGGUGAAGCUCUCUGACGAGGGCAAAGCGAUUCUGCAGGGACAUGGCUUUCGUUCUUCACUGCCUCAGGAACGCGGGACAGUCGUGUCGUUGCGCCAGGACAAGAACAGUCGCUGCAUCGCAACGCUCGCUCACCCGACGAUGCUCAACAAGGACACGGAGCCGGUUCUGUCGCCCAGCGGGACGAUAGAGGAGGAACAACUGCAGAGCAUGGGGAUCUACCUUCAGGUCGCAGCCGUCAUGACACGAACAAUCCAUGGUAUAUGGGUUGCGAGAAGCUCGUGCUGUUGGUGGAAGGACGCAGGUGCGACGGUAGUGCACAAGCCAAGCAAGAGAGCGGUUCAACUGCAGUCUUUGGUAGUGGUGGUGAACAGAGAGGACCGAUAUGAGAGGAUACAGUGCCUGCCCGAAGAAGUCGAUCAGGAUGGUUAUGUUCGAGGGAUGUGUCUGUUCGAGGACAACAAGUACGAGGCUGCAGAACGGGAGCUGGAGGCCGCACUUGAAGAUCCGAACGUCGAUGGCGUAAACGCUAUCAAGAUCAUGAUGUACCUGAAGGCUAUCCUUGCAGACAGAGGAAAUCUAGGAAGUGCACUUGAGCGCUGCAAGGAGACGGUGGAGAAGACUUCCCUCCUUGACCACGGGGAUCCUCAGAUGUUUGAGCUUCACAUGAUGGCGUUGAGCAACUUGGGAGAGAUGUACCUGCAAUUGAACGACAACAUCAGUGCCAAGUACUUUCUUGCCAAGGGGUUGAAACUUUGCCGGCUGUUGGGAAGGAUUGCGAAUGAAGCGAAGCUCUACGGUGGGCUCGGAGAUAUCUGUGAGGUGGAGAAUGACCUUAUGAUGGCGAGGCACUACUAUGAGAAGUACUUUGAACUGUCUUGUCGUUGUGAAGAUCGGCAGUCGAUGGCAGCGAGCUGCUCUUGUUUGGAGAGAGUCUAUCGUAGACUCAUCCGCAGCAACAUGCCGCUCUCAGAUCAGACGUGUGAGAUUUACGCGGAGAAAGCGGACCUCUACGGCAGGUGCGCUGUGGAGAUAUCAAGGAGCAUCGAUGAUAAGAUGUUGAUAGCCGAUGUUGACCUGCAUUCUCUAUCUUUGAAGGAGGAGGGGCUGGAUGAAAAGAUCGAGCAGGCAGAGGAGUGUGUGAGCGUGUACCGGGACAUGUCGGCGGAUGAAAAGUUGUCGGUCUCGCUCGACGUGCUCGGCAGGUUGUACAGGCAGGCUGGGAAUCUGGAGGGAGCGAUGAAAUGUCUUGAAGAAUCUUUGACCUUGUCCGAGAAGGCUCAGAAGUCAAUCCACAAGGUCGGAGACUCUCUCAGGGUUUCCUUCUUCGAGCAGCAGCAGGCGACGUACAACCAGCUGGUUGACCUCCUUGCUAGUCUGGCGAGGGAGGAUGUGGAUAUGCAAAGGAGAGCCCUUCUUGUAGCAGAGAGGAGCAAGGCUCGGACACUGACAGACACAAUCGUCCUCAAGCAGCAGGAAACUUCGACAUCUCUGUCGACCUGGAACGAGUUGAGCUGGGAUGAGCUGGUCGAUGUCGUGAAGGGAGAGAAGAAAACGAUGAUUGAGUUCUACGUGACUUCUCAACAUCUCCUGACUUGGAUGCUUCAACCCGACGGUCAGCUGCACUUCGUUCGCACGGAUCUGCAACAGUUCUUUACCUCUCACAACUUUCCUUCAUCCUCCUCCAACCCAUCGCAGCAGCUGCAAACGUUUGUGGAAAAUCUGAUCCGCGACAUUGAGCUGGAGGCAAGAAGAGCUUCUGAAGACGCCAUCUCCCUUCUCUUCCAGCUCUGCCUGCAACCCAUCCAGCACCUGCUCCGAAAGCAAGUGGCAGUAAUGAUCGUUCCUCACUCCGCCCUCUACCUCCUCCCAUGGUACUGUCUGCUCUCCUGCCUUGACGCCCCCCCGCUUCUCCUUCCCUCCCUUUCCCUCCUGAUGGCGAUCAGAUCGCGAGGGCAGGCGAAGAGGGCAGGCGGAGCCUUGCAGGCCAUGGUGGUGGGAAAUCCUCUCCCUGUUCCCUGGGUGAUAGGGGGAGGAGCGCAGGAGCUGGAGGGAGCGGAGCGGGAGGCAGAGGCGGUAGCGCGGAGCCUGGCGAGCAUGGCGAUGGAGCCGGAGCUGCUGCUGCGGGAGGAAGCGAGCAAGGAGGCGGUGCUGAGGAGGAUGGAAGACUCUUCCUGGCUUCACUUCGCCUGCCACACUGCAGCUGACGUGAGAAUGGGGCUGAUCUCGCGCGAAGCUGCUCUCUUCCGCCCGCACACCUCCGCCAUCUUCCUUGCCAACGUCGAGCGGAGGACGGGGCUGCCAUGGAGCAGCGUGAUCCUGUCCCUUGAAGAGGUCUGUGCCUCCGAAGUGGUCAAGGGCAGUGUGGUUGUCAUGAGCUCGUGCAGCUCUGGGAGGGGAGCGGUGAAGCAGGAGGGAGUCAUUGGCCUUGCCCGCGCCUUCCUGAUGGCAGGAGCGAGCACCGUCGUGUGCUCCCUGUGGGACCUCCGGGACGGGAGCCAGAGGACGCUGAUGGAGUUGUUUUACAGGAGGCUGGAGGAAGGAGAGGCUGUAGAGGACGCACUCUUCCAUGCUCAGCGCUCCCUGCAGGCAGCGAACCCUUGCUCCUUGUCCUCUAGCUCGACGGAUCGCGGGAGGUUGGACAGGCCGCCUGCUGCUGGGCCUCCUGCUCUCACUUCUCGAGAUUGGGGGUCGAUGGUGGUUGUUGGCGCCUCCUGCCCCUCUCCUAAAUCUUGGAGCCGUUCUUGA